This is a messenger RNA of Aethalodelphis obliquidens (Pacific white-sided dolphin), 2658 nucleotides long. RefSeq names its product solute carrier family 12 member 8 (gene SLC12A8). Gene Ontology annotation, cellular component: membrane. The coding region runs from base 40 to 2187 and encodes 715 amino acids. The transcript is spliced from 13 exons. Gene Ontology annotation, molecular function: potassium:chloride symporter activity. Gene Ontology annotation, biological process: cell volume homeostasis; potassium ion homeostasis; chloride ion homeostasis. Lineage: Eukaryota; Metazoa; Chordata; Mammalia; Artiodactyla; Delphinidae. The record is from RefSeq and is a predicted model, not a curated record.
UCUCCCCACCCAGACUCCCUGGACCCCCAUUUCCGGAGAAUGGCCCAGAUGUCUCAAGUGCAGGAACUCUUCCAUGAGGCAGCCCAGCAGGAGGCUCUGGCCCAGCCCCAGCCCUGGUGGAAGAUCCAGCUGUUCAUAUGGGAACCAGUGCUGUUCGGGACCUGGGAUGGUGUGUUCACGUCCUGCAUGAUCAACAUUUUUGGGGUUGUCCUUUUCUUGAGGACUGGCUGGCUGGUGGGAAACACGGGAGUGCUCGUGGGUGUGUUUCUGGUGUCCUUCGUCGCCCUGGUGGCCCUGGUCACAGUGCUGUCCGGCAUCGGGGUUGGGGAGCACUGCGACGUGGGCACCGGCGGCGUCUACUCCAUGAUCGCGGCGGUCCUCGGCGGGCAGACCGGAGGCGCCAUCGGGCUGCUGUACGUGCUUGGACAGUGUGUUGCAGGUGCCAUGUAUAUCACUGGCUUCGCUGAAUCCAUCUCCGAUCUGCUGAGCCUCAGGAAUCUCUGGGCCGUGCGAGGAAUUUCAGUUGCGGUGCUUCUGGCCUUGCUGGGGAUCAACCUAGCGGGUGUCAAAUGGAUAAUCCGCCUCCAGCUGCUGCUGCUGCUCCUGCUGGCCGUGUCCACGCUGGACUUUGUGGUGGGCUCUUUCACACACCUGGACCCAGAGCAUGGUUUUAUUGGAUAUUCACCAGAACUGCUGCAGAACAACACUCUGCCUGAUUACAGCCCCGGCGAGUCCUUUUUCACCGUCUUUGGGGUGUUCUUCCCAGCAGCUACAGGAGUCAUGGCCGGCUUCAACAUGGGGGGCGACCUCAGGGAGCCUGCUGCCAGCAUCCCCCUGGGCUCCCUAGCAGCUGUUGGCAUCUCGUGGUUUCUGUACAUCGUCUUUGUCCUCCUGCUGGGCGCCAUCUGCACCCGAGGGGCCCUUCGCUAUGACUUCCUGAUAGCAGAAAAGGUGUCCCUGGUGGGCUUCCUGUUCCUUUUGGGCUUAUACAUCUCGUCCCUGGCCUCCUGUAUGGGAGGCCUCUACGGAGCACCCCGGAUCCUGCAGUGCAUUGCCCAGGAGAAAGUGAUUCCUGCGCUGGCCUGUCUGGGGCAAGGGAAAGGGCCAAGUAAAACACCCGUAGCUGCCAUCUGCCUGACCAGCUUGGUGACCAUGGCCUUUGUCCUUGUGGGUCAGGUAAACGUCCUGGCCCCCAUCGUCACCAUCAACUUCAUGCUGACAUACAUCGCGGUGGACUACUCUUACUUCUCCCUGUCCAUGGGCGCCUGCAGCCUCCCACAGGUGCCUGAGUCGGUGCCCGGGGAGGGCCUGGGAGCUCUCCACUGCUCUGAGCACCUGCUCCUGGAGAAGGCUCCCAGCUGUGGCUCUGAGGGCGUUGCCUGGAACCUCUCUGAGGGCACUCUGCUAGAAUUCACCAAGGACAUGGACCAGCUCCUCCAGCUAACCAGGAAGCUUGCGAGUGGCCAGCCCGGAGGAGGAGAGAGCCAUGGGAUCCCAGAGAAUCAGAAGGGGAAGACCAAGAAGGCCACCAAGCGAACCCUCCAAGAGAGCUUCCUCUUAGACCCCAGGUCUCCUGCUUCCUUCCCUCCUGAAGGCUGUGACGGGUGGCCUACUGCCUCCUGGGAGGGGCAGGGGCCCCAUGGGAACAUGCCACGUUCCAGAAGUGAAGGGGCUCGGCCUGGGGGAGCCUGUGGAGAACAACUCAUCCCUGAGCCCAGUAAUCAGCCCAGGCCGAGCAGAGAAGAUUUCUUCCUAAAGUCCAGGCUCCAGGAACAAGAUAUCCAGAGGAGACCAACUUCUUUCUACACUCGCAUAUGCAACCCCUGGGUCUCCCUGUUGGGGGCUGUUGGGUCCCUUCUCAUCAUGUUUGUGAUCCAAUGGGUCUAUACCCUGGUUAACAUGGGUGUUGCUGCCAUUGUGUAUCUCUACAUUGGUUGGACCAGUUCCGGGCUUCACCUUGGUUUAGCCUCCAACUUCAGCCUUUUCAGAUGGAUGAGGUCUCUUCUGAUCCCCUCCUACAGGAACCUGCGAUCCCACCAAGAGCAGAUAAUUUUGGCGCCGUCCCUGGCUAGGGUUGACAUGGAGAUGACUCAGCUCACCCAGGAGAACGCAGACUUCGCCACCCGGGAUCGCUAUCACCACUCCUCCCUCGUGAGCCGGGAACAGCUGAUGAUGCCUCAGUACUAGAGUACUGAGUCGUCAGUACUAGGCAGCCUGGGACCCGCCCCUCGUGUAGCUGUCCAGGGUACAGUGGACCCAAAUCCCAGAACCUUUGUGAAGCUGGUUCUCCUUGGUAAGAAACUCAAAGACCUGCCCUCCCCCUGUCAUUUUGGAUGAUGGAAAUGUGCAUUCUGGUGUGGAGCACCACGGCUAACCAGGGGACCCACUGCAAUGGCGGUGGCCCCUGAAACACGCCUCCAGUCUGAAGGGCUCCAUGUGGACCCCAAGACUUGCAGGUGUCCAGACCAGAUUGCUCGUUCUGAGUGCCACAAUAAAUGGUUAUUUUAAAUUUUAUUUUAUUAUUUAUUCCUUGAAUAAAUAAUAUGCUUACAUGGUUCCAAACCCCAAAGUAGAAUCGUAUAUAUAGUGAAAAGUCUCCCUCCCAUCCUUGUUUGUCAUCCGCUCAGUUCCUACCCCCUACCCCAGAGAUAACCACUC